AUGGCGCAGAUAAUUCGAGAUGCCCCCGUGGGCCAACUAAUUCGUUUCGUCACACGCAACAAGUUUUUCCAGUAUCCCGAAGAGAAGUCCGACUUCCAACUUCCGCAACAGUGGCUCGACGUCCUCAACUCGGAGAAAGGGAUCCCGGAGGAAGAAGGAACCACAGGUGCGGCGUCGCCGAGGACGUCCGAGUCGACCCAUAUCGACGAGCAAAUCACGCCGUACCCCAAGGGUGAUGUUGAAGACGCCGCUCCGUACGGCGCCGCCCUGCACCGGACGCGGAGUAGGGAAGAGACGGCCCCUUACACCCAAGACCGGCUCGAGGUGGACGAGAUCCACGAGAUCCAGAGGACCAAGAGCAUCCCGAUUGCGCCCAGGAAGACAAAGGACGGCGCGAUCCUGGUGGACUGGUACUUCAGCGACGACGCCGAGAACCCGCAGAACUGGUCCAACGCGAAGCGCGGCCUCAUCACCGCCGUCAUCUGCGUCUACACUUUCGUCGUCUACAUGUCCUCGGCCAUCUACAUGCCCUCCAUCGAGGGCGUCGUCCACGAGUUCGGCGUCGGCAUGACCGAGGCCUCGCUGGGCCUCGCCCUCUUCGUCCUGGGCUACGGCAUCGGGCCCUUGCUCUUCUCCCCGCUCUCCGAGAUCCCCCGCAUCGGCCGGAACCCCGUCUACAUCGUCACCAUGCUCCUCUUCGUCGUCGUGUCGAUCCCGACGCCCCUGGCCGGCAACUUCGCCGGUCUGAUGGUCCUCCGCUUCCUGCAGGGCCUCUUCGGCUCGCCGUGCCUGGCCUCGGGCGCCGCCUCGCUCGGCGACAUGUACAGCCUGCUGAACCUCCCCUACCCGCUCAUCGCCUGGGUGUCCGCCGCCUACUGCGGCCCGGCCAUCUCCCCGCUGCUGUCCGGCUUCUCCGUGCCCGUCAUGGGCUGGCGCUGGUCCCUCUGGGAGAUCCUCUGGGCCGCCGCGCCCGUCUUCGUCGUCAUGUUCCUCCUGCUGCCCGAGACGUCGACCCCCAACAUCCUCCUGCGCCGCGCCGCCCGCCUCCGCGCGUUGACGGGCGACGCCCGCUUCAUGGCCCAGUCCGAGAUCGACCAGCGCGACCUCCGCACCUCGGCCGUCGUCAUCGACGCCCUCAUCAAGCCGCUCGAGAUCACUCUCAAGGACCCGGCCGUGCUCUUCGUCCAGGUCUACACCGCCAUCAUCUACGGCAUCUACUACUCCUUCUUCGAGGUCUUCCCAUUAGUCUACCCGGUCUACUACGGCAUGUCCAUUGGCGAGGUCGGCCUCGUCUUCCUCUGCAUCCUCGUCGCCUGCCUCCUCGGCGUCGCCGCCUACGCCUCGUACCUGGGCUUCCACAUGAUCCCGCGCAUCAGGAAAUUCGGCUUCCCGAGCCAGGAGACCCGCCUCGUGCCCGCGCUCCCGGCCGCCUUCGGGCCGACCAUCGGCCUGUUCAUCUUCGCCUGGACGGCGUCCCCGGCCAUCCACUGGAUCGCGCCGACCAUCGGCAUCACCGUCUACGGCGCCUCCGUCUUCGUCGUCAUGCAGUGCAUCUUCGUCUACGUGCCGCUGUCGUACCCGCGCUACGCCGCGAGCCUCUUCGCGGGCAACGACUUCUUCCGCUCGGCCUUUGCCUUCGCGAGCGUGCUGUUCGCGCGCCCGAUGUACCUGAACCUCGGCGUCGCCCGCGGCACGAGCCUGCUGGGCGGGCUGAGCACCAUCGGCAUCAUCGGUAUUUGGCUGCUCUACUUUUACGGGGCAAGGUUGAGGUCCAUGAGCAAGUUUGCGGUGUCGUCCGAGUGA
Messenger RNA from Colletotrichum destructivum, 1803 nucleotides. RefSeq names its product Putative major facilitator superfamily, MFS transporter superfamily. The record is from RefSeq and is a predicted model, not a curated record. Gene Ontology annotation, molecular function: fluconazole transmembrane transporter activity. Bases 1 to 1803 code for a protein of 600 amino acids. NCBI's taxonomy places the organism in Eukaryota, Fungi, Ascomycota, Sordariomycetes, Glomerellales, Glomerellaceae. Gene Ontology annotation, cellular component: plasma membrane. Gene Ontology annotation, biological process: xenobiotic detoxification by transmembrane export across the plasma membrane. The transcript has a single exon.